This is a messenger RNA of Octopus bimaculoides (California two-spot octopus), 1761 nucleotides long. Its product is annotated as C2 domain-containing protein 3. Gene Ontology annotation, cellular component: microtubule organizing center; centriole; centriolar satellite. Lineage: Eukaryota; Metazoa; Mollusca; Cephalopoda; Octopoda; Octopodidae. Gene Ontology annotation, biological process: centriole elongation; cilium assembly; protein localization to centrosome. The record is from RefSeq and is a predicted model, not a curated record.
GAUUUGCUAGUCAUGCAUUAGUAUGCUCUGGAACCACUGAUUAAACCUAUUUUAAGCCUCAAAAAUUAGCAGCAAGUCCCUGUGGAAUACUCAGCAGGUUACACCGUAGAUCAAUAAAUCGGUAACCAAGGAACAAUUCCACUUAUCGAAGAAUUACUAAGGUCCCACCGCGUAUAUAGAUUCUCCGGCCGCCCGCUCCUGCUGCUUAACGGAAGUUUACGUUGCUAUGUCAGAUGGCGCGUAACUUGUCCGUUCAUGUCGUCAACCUCCAGUUUGUUUUCUUUGACUUCUUUAUAUCGCUUGUGUGUCAGUAAUAUGGCUGAGUGACACAAAACAGCAUCUGUCCUUUAUUAUUAAAAAAAAUUGGUUGAAGAUCUGCCAAUGUCAGGGACAUCACUCAGCUGUCAUGUUCCCGUCAGUACAGCCCUUCCACCCCAAGUUGAGGGCCAUCUCCGAUGUUUCCUUUGUUUGUGCAUACCCAGGAUUGAAUGGUUGGUGCCAGAUCACCCUGCCAGGACCCUCGUCCACCUCACCUGGUGGGGUGAGAUUGGUUCUGGCACAAAUUUCAGGCCCUUAGAUGUAUCUAAUCCCAUCAAGACCAGACUGAAAACCACAGCGAGGUACCCAAUACGGUCAGGACCAAAGCAGUUUGCAUCAUAUCUAAAUGAUAUGAAUCUUUUACUGCUGGACAUUGUGGAUGAAGAUAAUUCGGAAGUGGUCGGCUAUACCGAGGUGACCAACAUCACCUCGCUUACAGUGUCAAACACUCUUGAGAAUGUUUAUCCUGUUUUAUCAUUGAAGGAUGUUAAAAUAGCUGAACUCCAUGUUUCUAUUGAACUGCAGCCACUGAUGGAAUCUUACGACAGCACUGGGUUUGUACCAACACCAGACAUUGUCGAUCCUCAACCUGCAGGACCUGUGGCACUGACCAAUAUCACAUAUCCACCAUCACACUUGUUAGCAUCAUCCGAACGAGAGAGUUCUUCAGUGUUCAGCAACAACAGGAACUUCCCUCGAACAUCUGAAGUAACAGCUGGCCUUGACCUACAGCCCAGGGGCAUUGAUGCUGCCUCUAGAUCCCAAUACCAAGAAUGCGGUACCACCGUUUCCAUUACCACUGCUGGCGAUGUUGUACACACCCAAAACUUCCCGAUUCUGAAGACAAAGUCCACUUCGUCUCCCCACCUUGCACAACAACCUGGGACAUCAAUCCUGGACGACCAUCAUGCUGCGGACCCUGGUUACACGGACAUAAUUUCCAUCUUGCUGGAGAAAGGGCACAAACUUCGUAAGACGAUGAUCCAUUCAUUAGCUCACGAACCCUCAAGGAACCAGAGACGACAAGUCCUCAACAGCAAAUCAAACCUCUCAAGAAGCAGUUCCUGUGGUAGUCUGUUCCAGGAGAUCCUUGCAGAACAGAACUUCAACAGUGAUCCAGAGAACUCCGAAGAGAGGAUUAUGGACCUGGUGCUUGGACCUGACCACGAUGCCAUUGCAAUGUCCAACUUGUCCCUAUCCAGCCAGUCCAGUUUGGAGAUACACAACAGUGACAUAUCAGAUCCUGUCCACCAAGAGGACAUUCUCCAAGAACUUCUUUACACUGAUGCGUGUGAUCCAGAAUUUCUAUGUGAGAACCAGCAUCCCCCAAACCUUAACCCACACACUGACCCACGACAGGAUAAGGCAAGUAGAACUAUAUUACCCAUCUUCACUUCAGACUGCCCUUUUUUUUUUCAUCUGCUGUUGCAAACCCUGCUGUAG